Amoebophrya sp. A120 is the source of this 3279-nucleotide messenger RNA. The record is from the annotation of a GenBank genome assembly. NCBI's taxonomy places the organism in Eukaryota, Dinophyceae, Syndiniales, Amoebophryaceae.
AGCCAAAGUGCAAAUCCGAACCGCGAACGAAAUUUCCCUGCGUUUGAAGCUGGAUCAGAAUUAGAAGAACUAGAACCAUUACAAUCUUCGAAACAUUAACACGUCCACUGAACCACAGUUGUCACCUUCAAGAAUUAGAUCUAGAUCUAGAUAAAGAUCUACAUCUCGAGAUAGAUCUAGAACUAGAUUGUCGAGAUAGUACACCGUGUAUCGACCGUAUCAAAAAUCUGGCGACUGCGACAUUAUGUUGUUUCUGUCCAAGAACUGAGCUAGUACCACGCAGUACGACCUAGUAGUACCUAACAAGCACUAGCGACAUUCCCAGCUGCCCCUCAUGUCCCUCACCUGCUCCCUUUCGGGUCGGAUUCCCUUCGAUCCGUUCGUCGCGCGACCAUGCGGGUACCUCUUCGACAAGCAAGCUCUAGAGGAAAAGCUCAAAGAAACCGGCGAUCGCUGCCCGAUAACCGGGUGUGAGAUCGAGGCGUUACUUCCGGUCAAAACCGACCACGCGCAGACUCUGCGAACAAUACCGGCGGCGAACCUGCCAGGGUUGUUGACCAUCAUGCAAGGCACUUAUGAGGAAUUGUUGCAGGCAAGCUUCUCGCAGAAACGCGACUUGGACCAGUCCAAGGAACAGUUGGCGCAUGUCCUGUAUUGCCUAAUUUGAUGAUUCUCUGUUGCGCCCGUGACAUAAGUGAAAUAAUUUUUUUUGUUCCUCAUAGAGGCGUUUCUCAAUGCCGACCAUAAUUUGCGCUGGUGCUUCUAAACAAGCCACAACUCACAUUUACAAAGCAUGCCUUCACGCUGACAAAACAGGACUCAACACGACGCCGCGACGCGAACGAUUAAGAGAAUACUUGGCGAGCGCGAUUUGGCCCGGGAAACUGUGAAAUCUCUAGAGGAUGCGCUGAAGAAUCAACGCAGAAAUCUUAGCUCCAUCGUUGGCGCCGAGCCAACCGUCGCAGCCGCGUUCUCACAGCCACUGCCGGAGGAGAUCGGUACUGCGAAUUAUAAUACUUACGUACCAUGGAAAUGACGAAAUGACAUUACCGACUGCAAUUGAUAUGCAUAUGGACUUCGCUUUCGCUGCGACUGCGAGUCUCAAACGGGCCCAUGUUUGUACGAGUACGGAUUAUUUGUCAUGCGAUUUGUGACGAUAUUUACAUCAGUUGCAUGCAAAACUUUAUCUUUUCUAUACCAGGUUUCUCUGACGCCUGGAAGGAGCGUGUUGCCGAACAUGACACCGCUUUUUCGAAGAAGAGAAAAGAGGGUGCUUACAAGGAAGUCCACAAGACGCUCACGCCGUUCGCAACCAACAAGGAGAUGCAGAAGUUGUUCUCCUUUUCCGACCGCCACCAGAGCACGGCGCCGGGGAUAUCGGUGUGCGCGCUGAAUCCGGCGGACAACAACGAGGUACUCACUGGUGGAGUGGACGGAAAUCUGGAAAAAUUCAACCUCCAACAAGCGAGGGACACACAGAAGCCAGAAACGCUGAAGAUCGCCGCCCACGAGGCGGCAAUAACGUGCUGCGGAUUUCACCCCGCGAAAAGCAGCAUUUUGGUGUCCGCCGCAGAGGAUUCCGUGGUGAAAAUCUGGGGGAAAGAUGGUAUAGAGUAAUUGAAGAAUUGAGGGCCACGAUCUUCUAUGCACCUCCUGCAAUUCGAAAAAACUUACAGUGCUGUAUGAAACUUGUUCUCAAACUUGCCAAUACCAAAUCCGAACGCAACUCAAAACAGCCAACGGGCGAUACGGCGAGCAUUUCGCGUCUUCCGCGCGGUUGCACGAUGGCGCUGCGAUCGCCGAUGUGCUGGUCCACCCACUGAACGACCUGAUGAUUGCCGCUGGCGGCAGAGCAAUCUCCUACUUCGACAUGCACACCGGGCAGUUGCUGCGAUGGAUAAAAGGGCUCGACGAGGUCGUCGCACAAUUCAAAGUGCACCCGAACGGUAUUGAUUGUUAUACGCGCUAGUUUGAUAUUUUUUCGUUUUCCUUGGAGUAGUAUGCGUCCAAAAAUUCAUGAAAAUCAAAAUUGAAAAUUGCAAUUGCAAACCUGCUCUGAGCUUGCUGCUUCAUGUGUCUACUUCUACUAGAUGGACAAGUACAACCGCGCAGAAUCUGACAACAACUAUGAUCACCAGGCAAAGCCGGUAUUGCCGCGGUGGGGCGUCAAAUUCAGCUUUGGGAUAUCGCCCAGGGGACGUACACAAGAUCCAUGGCGACAAAGGACGACGGCAGUUGCGACGCACACCAAGCGCCAAUAACGUCCGUCGCGGUGAGUCACAAUGCCCUUAACAUAGUCACCGGUAGCGCCGACGGGGUGGUGCAGUUGUGGGAUUUGCGAAAGCAGGAGCACAGCGUCCAAACACACAACUUCUCAGGGGCGAUCAACAAGCUCAGGUAUCUUGGCUGUUGCGCUUACAAUUUUUUUUUUACCGAUUGCGCUUGCACUUUGCAUUGAUAAUUACUUCGCAUGCAGAUCGUUUUACAUACUACUUACUGCAACAUGGGAUCCGAUCAUGAUUCUAUUCAAAACUCUAACCCCAGGUUCGAUCCUGCGGGUCAGUACCUGGGCGUCGCGCACGGCGAAGGCGACCUGGACAUCUACCACUUCGAAUCGAAAACCUCCUUGGGCAGCAUCGUCGGCUUCCAGCAGGCGCACGCGAGCACGUGUACGGACAUCCUGUUCGCCGACCGAGCGAAAUUCGCCGUAUCCGUCGGCAUGGACCGGUGCGUUAACUUCUACCAGGCACCGGAACUCGCCGGUUACUUCGAAGAACCGGACGCAAAACGUCAGCGUGUCUAGAUGGGUACUAAGGCAGUGUCAGGAAGGCGGGUGCGUGGAGGUGCUGCUUGUUCUAGAAGACGUCGAAGUCGGCCGCGUCCGUAAAGUAGACUCCACGACCACGACUUUGUUUCGGCGACGUUAAUUCGAAAAUGUAUCAUAAGCAAUCUGGAGAAGUACCAGGCAGCUUUCCUAGAUUGCUUUGGAUAUGUUUUCAACAGCUGGUUCUGCUUCUGUAUACUGAUUAUGCUCAAAGUGGAAAACACUCAUGAAUAUUUAUGAAUUUUCGACGACUUGAGUAUCAUGGUGUCACAGUGACCGAGGCACCACUGGGAGAACUUUGUGUCACUGUGGAACUUGUUGCGAGCUGGUGGCCUUCGUGCUUCUAGUGCGCAUUUUUCCAAGAACGGCAGCCGAAAGCAAAAUUUACUACAGUGGAAGAAGAUACAAAGUAUGAGCUGCAGACUUACGGGGGAAUAAAAACGACUCUACUGGCC